UCCACAGCUCUGUGUGAAGAACAGCCGAGAGGAACACUUCAUCUGGAGGGGCACACCUGAGAACAAGGUGACAUAUACGGAUUCAUACUGUAUAGAGUUUAGAGCUCUACCUGAUGGCUUCCUGUUGCUGCUCCCCUGUUACAUGGAUUGGUACAUGUAAUGAUGCCUUCUACUUUCAAGUGGUGUCAGCAGAUACAGGUGUGGAUGAAGACAGUUUCGGGAUUUCCAAACGGUGCCUCAAUUAUUGGGUCCGAAGCAAAGACAACAAAUUCCUGCUUUUAAACUCUGAGCAGCAAUUUCAAGUUCAAAACUUAACGAGCGAACUGCUGUGUCAGCCUGACUGCAAGGUUAAAAUCCAGAUUUACAACAACCUCGACAUGCAUUACGUCAAGAACGAAGGAAAGAACAUGGUGGCGUGCCGCGGUGAGACGGACGCCAUAAAGCGGGGUCGAGAGGGGAUGGCGGUCAUGCUGUACGUCGAGAACGAGGGAAAGAAGAUAGUGGUGUGUGGUGGUGAGACGGACAACAUUUAUCCCGAGAAAAUGGAGACGCUGCCGGAAGAAAUUAAGGGGUCCAACCACAAGGCCCUGUUCUACAUGACCAAACUUUCACCAGCUAACACCUUUUGGUUCGAGUCCUCCAUGUACCCGUCUAUGUACCUGGGGUUUGAGCCCGAUGGGUUUAACCCCUCUCUGAACAAGCUGGUCAUGCAUAACAAAGCUCAAGAUGAAGUGGACGAAUCCUGUCAGCUUAUUUUAUUAAAGAAUAUUUGAUUUUAAAAAAUGUUAUCAGAACUAAAUCACCCUGUUUGUCUCAUUAACUACUAAUUGUUACAGCAGAAACAACAAGGGGAACAUGUAUGUACUGUUUUUGUAGAAGUGUUUUCAGUUUUAUAUUGAGUGUUUUUAUACCUGUUUCACACUUUUAAAUGUAUAACAUUGUAUUUUUUCCGUUCAAAAGUUUGGAGUCACCUGUUUUAUUGGUGUUUCUCUUCUUUCAGCAGAGACAAAAGGAAAAUUAUUCAGACAACAAAUGUAUUAUUUCCAUUUGACAUAGUUUGCGCCCCAAAAAGCAGAAGAAUUAAAUGAUUCAAACUUAACUUUAGAAUGAUUUUUCCAGCAGGUACCUUUACAGUUUUGAUUUGUUUUCCAGUCUAGAAAAGCGUAAGUGACCCUCGAUAAUUGUUGAACUCUAAAUAUUGAGUGAGUCGCUCUGAUUAAAGAGGUUUAAGCUGUGAUUUGUUCAGCUGAUGUAUAAAAAGUGCUAAAACUAAACUAACUCUUCUGUUUUGUCAAGUGUAAAGAAGAGCUUUGCUAAAGCAACACGUUGCCCGUUAAUUCCAGCUUGUUCUAGGCUGCUUUUAUUGUGAAAAACUGGAAGAUGUUCCUAAGCUUCCAGUUUCUUUCACCAAUAACUGCUGUUUUUCUUAUAUUUUUAUGUGUCUGUUUCUGCCCUUCAUUUGUCAGUCUGGUUUACAGCUUUUUGUUCUCCAUGUACUAAAUACAAUCUAUUAGAAGAGGAUUUUUCUACAAAAUAAAAGCAUGAAACCCAAAA
This is a messenger RNA of Anoplopoma fimbria (sablefish), 1554 nucleotides long. RefSeq lists its product as uncharacterized. The transcript is spliced from 6 exons. Bases 114 to 773 code for a protein of 219 amino acids. The record is from RefSeq and is a predicted model, not a curated record. NCBI's taxonomy places the organism in Eukaryota, Metazoa, Chordata, Actinopteri, Perciformes, Anoplopomatidae.